AUGGAUGAGGUCUACUAGGAGCAUUGUGAAUAAAAUCUAAAUAGCGGAGAUAAACUAGUCAAUUUUAUUUUGAGGAUAAUAAUUUUGAUAAUUUCCAUUCUGUCGAGUUUAUUUGUGCUAAUAAUAAUCAAGAAGAGUAAAAAAAGCUAAUUUUGGCCUUUUAUGUUAAUCUUCGCUCAGGUAUUUUCCGAGCUGAUUGAUCUCAUAUUGGCCUUGUCAUUUACGAUUAAUAGUUCAUGUUAGCCAUAAGUUUGCAAAAUUAUUGCCUAUUUUAUGCAUUCUAAUUGGUUGGCAUCUUUGAAUUUUAUGUUAUUCUAAUGCUUCAUCUACUUUUGCUUAAUAAAGUCAGAAUUGUUAUUCAACUACAUAAUGAAUCAUCUGUACUUCUUCAUCUCUUUAUUAUAUUUGAUUCCACAUGGACUUUUAUUUUAUGUUUUAUACGACGGUGGAUUUGGUCCUUCAGGAUGGUAUCUAUAGAAUGGUGAGUUCAACUUCAUCUUUUGUGGAUGUAUAUUUCUACUUUAAAUUAAGUUAUCAAUAAACAUUUUGUAGGAUUUUGGAUCAUCCCUGUCUCAUCCUUAUUUGUGCUUUCAAUUAUGUUUUCCUUGUUUGUAAAGAAGAUCUAUAUAUUUAAAAUAGAAUUCCUGCUAUUGGCAUCACCUCCAGAACAAAAAGGGAUUGAAGUAUCCUGCCUUAAGAAUUCAAUCAGUAAUCUUAUUCCCUGUCCUUUACUCACUCGCAUGGAUAGUCAAUUUUAUAAUAAGGUAUGGAAAAUGUCUCCAAAAUUUUAGAUUUUUUGAAACCAACGCUAACAAUGAGAACUACUGUCCUAUUGAAGAAAUGAGUAUGGGUUUCUACAUUUUUUAUUUAUUUUUAAAUCUGGGAUUUGAGUUGCAUUUGACAGUGGGAGCCAUCCUAUUUUAUUUCAUUUAUAGGUAUGAUUUUGAUUAAUUUGAAAGAGGACUACUUGGAAUGGAUUCUUUGAAGAGAGGUUUUAGAAAGGGGAGGUAAAAGAUAGAAUCAGUUCAACUUUACUUAUCAGAUUAUUCAAAUAUAUUAUGA
Paramecium tetraurelia is the source of this 1062-nucleotide messenger RNA. RefSeq lists its product as uncharacterized. NCBI's taxonomy places the organism in Eukaryota, Ciliophora, Oligohymenophorea, Peniculida, Parameciidae. The record is from RefSeq and is a predicted model, not a curated record. The transcript has 2 exons.